Molecule: messenger RNA, 310 nt
Organism: Paraglomus brasilianum
Lineage: Eukaryota; Fungi; Glomeromycota; Glomeromycetes; Paraglomerales; Paraglomeraceae
Source: the annotation of a GenBank genome assembly
AAAGCAUCUACCAAUACUCGAGAGUAAUUUCGACCAAAAGAAGACUAUGGUCAUGGCUCGAGUUGACACUUUGACAAAUAAGUUCUACAAGAUGACACUCAGCAGCCAAAAGUCUGGGUCACAGCAGGAUUCUAAUUCUCAAAGAGGUUCUGGUUGGGAUCAUCCAUUGACUGCAAUUUCAAAACAUACCACCACAUUGACAACAUAUGGAUAUGUGAUCAAGGAGAUACUUUGUAAUCUCAAUCUAUUUGUUUAUGGCCUUUCAAAUACUCUCAGCUACUCACUCCAAAAUAAUAGUGUCCAAAUGUAG